This is a messenger RNA of Gigantopelta aegis, 4689 nucleotides long. RefSeq names its product acetylcholinesterase-like. The transcript is spliced from 3 exons. Bases 322 to 2058 code for a protein of 578 amino acids. Gene Ontology annotation, cellular component: plasma membrane. Gene Ontology annotation, biological process: acetylcholine catabolic process; choline metabolic process. Lineage: Eukaryota; Metazoa; Mollusca; Gastropoda; Neomphalida; Peltospiridae. Gene Ontology annotation, molecular function: acetylcholinesterase activity. The record is from RefSeq and is a predicted model, not a curated record.
UGACCUGAACCACUUCUCGUGUACGAAAAUAAAUAUUCUAAAUAAUAAAAUAUAAGUAUUUCUAAUUUAAAUGAUCAAAAACGGUUUUAAAAACUAGUGUCUAUCACUUUAAACGCGUACGUUUUGGAAAUGAAAUGAGACAACUUGCUUGGUAAACAGCAGAUAUCUUAAGGUUUUGAAAUGCGGAAUUCUAAAUUGCAUUGUUAUUGUUAUUAUUGUUUUUUGUUUUUUUUGUUUUUUGUUUUGUUUUUUUUACUGUUACUGUUAUUGUUAUUGUGAUUAAUGCUAUUGUUAUAAUUACUCUUUUAUUUUAGUGCAAAUAUGUCAACAAUAGCGUCAACUAUUUCGCAAUGUCUUGUGGUCGUGGCCAUUGUUAUGAAAGGUCAGGCAGAUGACCCAAUUGUCAACACAACGCACGGCCAGGUCAUAGGUCUCAGGAAGGUCAUUCUCAAUAAGACAAUCAACAGUUUUUAUGGAAUUCCUUUCGCCAAGCCACCGGUGGGUAGUUUACGUUUCAAAAAACCAGAAACUUUACCUGCAUGGGGAGAACAAAUUAUGGAUGCGAGAAUUCCUAAAAAUUCUUGUUUGCAGUGGCACGAAAGCACCCCUUAUUGGUUACGAUCUGAUGGUCUGACUCGCAGCGAAGAUUGUCUGUACCUUAAUAUCUGGGCUCCAGCUAACAGCACAGAAAGUCUGACUACCCUUGUGUGGUUACACGGAGGCGCUUUUAUCUCGAAUUCAAUUAAUCGUCCACUAUGUCAGGGACACUAUCUGGCCGUAGUUAAUAACGUCAUAGUAGCGUCUAUCAAUUAUCGUCUGGGUGCUUUUGGAUUCUUCUACACUGGAAGUGACUCUGCUCCAGGCAACCAAGGCAUGCUAGACCAGGUGUUAGGACUGAGGUGGAUUCACGACAACAUACACAGAUUUGGAGGAGAUCCGAAACGGAUCACUCUGUUCGGUGAGAGUGCUGGAGCAGCUUCGGUGAAUCAUCAUCUACUUUCACCUCUAUCCCGGGACCUCUUUCAGUUCGCCAUCCUACAGAGUGGAACAGCCGAAGCCAAAUGGGCAUUACUAGACACAUCCUCUUUGAAAGGCACAUCUAUAGGUCUAGCAACACUGUUAGGAUGUCCUACCGUUGAAGAGGUGCCUAUGAUGGAAUGCAUGUUAAAGACUGAUCCUCAGUCGAUUGUGGACAACCAACUAUCUUCAAUGUCGAAAUUUAACCCUAUUCCAUGGGCGCCGAUCGUUGACGGACAUUUUCUACCAUAUCAUCCAGAACAGAUGCUUCUCAAGGGGGAUGUGAAAAACACGAGCGUCAUUAUAGGGGUGACUAAAAAUGAAGGAGCAUUUAAUUUCUCUGGUCAGUUUAACAAAACUCAAUUUACGGGAGUUGCAUACCUGGCAGCCUUCCCGUAUGCAGACAAGUCCAUAUACCCAGCUGUUGUGAACGAGUAUGCAGAGUCCACAGUGCCGUCGCUUCGCCCGAGUUACUACGCACUCACCGAAGACCUCCUUAGCGACCUUGCUUUCAUGUGUCCAGCAGCAUCAUUUGCAAUGUCUUAUUCCGCGAUAGGCAACAAGGUGUUCAUGUACUCUCUGGAACACAGGUCUGCUCUUUGUCCCUUCCCUGAACAUAUGGGUGUGGCUCACACGUGUGAUCUGGAACUGGUGUUUGGGCAUCCUCUGAACGACAGUCUGGCUUUUACAAACGAUGAUAAGAGAAUCAGUCAACAUAUUAUGCAUUACUGGACUAGCUUUGCGAAAACUGGUGAUCCAAAUAAUGCACAAACCCAGUCAACCUGGCCCAUGUACGACAAUCAGGAAAUGAAGUACAUUGUCCUGAACAAAACCAUCUCAACUGGACAGGGUCUACGUUACAGAAAAUGCAUGUUUUGGCAGAAGACUGUAAAGCUACUGACGAAAAUCAAAGCUACCAAUGAUUCUAAGCCAUGCAAUACGAGCGAUACGAGCCACGCUGAACAAACGAAAGGAAAGACUGCAGUACUGUCCCUCAUGUUUGGACUUUUGUUUGCAGUGAAAAGCGCUUUCAGACCCUAGUUUCAGCACUUAAAAAUGUACAUUAAGUUUGAUUAAUAUACGCUAACACCUAGACAAAACGGAGCUCAGGUUGAAAUGAGUGAUAAAGAUAUUUAAUUCUAAGAAUGUAGAAUGUAAUAAGAAUUAGUUGCUUAAAACAACAACAAUUCGAGUGAAUUUGAAAAAGAUUCAAGAUAUUUGGCAUCAAUUCUGGAAUUCCGAGUACGUGAUAAAAAUUCUGGAUUUUUCGGGAAAUUCCGGAAAGUUGGUCGGACUGUUAUUGUUUGGUCCAUAAUUAGUUUUUAGCGACGUUCUACCAAGUUCCCAGUAUAAGAAAAUUCAAAAUUAUUGAAAGCAUGGUCAAAAAGACAUCUUACUUUAUUAGGAAGAAUUGUUGCUAUCAAACGUUAGCGCUUUCCAAAUUGGUCCAUUUGAUUAUUAGUAUUCCCAAACCUAUCUGUGAAACAUUAAACAAAAUUAACCAAAUAUUCUACUCUUAUAUUUAGAAAAAUUCUGUUGAUCGCAUAGCCAGAAAAAUAUUAAUAAAAAAAAUUGAAAAUGGAGGCUUAAAGAUGAUUAAUCUGGAUAUUUUUUUAUUAACGCUCUUAAAUUAACCUGGAUAAGGACGGUAAUCAAUUGCUCAGAGUCGUCGUGGGUUAAUCUUCUCCAAUGUCAACUUCUUAACAAACAUAUUUCAAUUACCAAUGUUGGGGAUGAUUACCAUAGACUAUGUGGCAAAAAAAAUAGUCUAAUAUAUUUAGGAAAGAAGUGUUUAAUAUCCUGGCAAACUAUACACAUAAAGUUGAAUUAUCCGAAGAUGACAUACCCUCUGAACCAUUAUGGUAUAAUUCAUUAAUCUUAAUUAACAAUAAAAGCAUUUAUUAUAAAAGUUGGAAUUUAUUAGGCAUUAAUAAUAUACAUGAUAUGUUUGAUAUGGACGUAAUGUUUUUUAACUAUGGUACAUUUUUUGAUUUUUAUGGUUUUCGUCCUCCUUUUACGAUUUUUGAAGGGUUAAAAGCUGCAAUACUAAACAGAUGGCCCAAUCUUUCCAAACAAACACUUACUUCAGAGUUCUUAUUUUGGCCAAAGUCUAUGCAUACAAUAUUGUAUAACAAAAAAGGAUCCAAACAUAUAUAUAAUACAUAUUUAUGUUCAACUUUAUGUGCUCCAAGAUAUAUUUCAAGAUGAGAUAAGGAACUCAAUAUUGAAAGAGACUAUGCUUGGUGGACUCUUAACACUACAGUGUUUUUAAUAUGACAAAAGAUACUAAAUUAAUAUGGUUUCAAUAUCGAAUAAUUCAAAGAAUUCUUCCAACAAAUAAUUUCCUAUUUAAAAUUAAAUGGAUAACCAGUCCAAAUUGCAGCUUUUGUAAUAAGUAUAUAGAAACAUAUUUUCAUUUAUUUUUUGAAUGUUCAUAUAAACAAUGUAUAAUUAAGUCGCUAUUCAAAUGGAUAAGGGAAGUAACAGGUACUAACAUUACCAUGGCCCCACCAAAUUUUCUCUUAGUGUACCAUGAAGAAAACACUGUUAUAAAUAUCAUCGUUACAUUGGCAAAACACUAUAUAUAUAUAUAUAUAUAUAUAUAUAUAUAUAUAUAUAUAUAUAUAUAUAUAUAUAUAUUUAAAAAUUUGACAAGAAAACCUCAAGUUUUGAAAUCCUCAAAGUCAAAAUAAAUGUUUAUUAUAAUUUAGAAAAAGCUGCAUAUUGUAAUAAGAAUAAAUACGAGAAAUGUAUUAAGAAAUGGAAAUUAUGGAAUCAUACUUUUCAGCAGACUCAAACCAGAUGGGUGACAAAAUAGUUCUGGACUAGAUAAACACAGAGAAUGUUUUGGUGUGUUGACUAUUUUCAUAAACAAGGAAAAACUGUAUCAUAAAAGACUGAAAAACAACAACAACAAAAAACCCUUCUAUAUAGUAACCUUUUCUAUAAGUUUAGUAUAUGAAAAACUCUCAAGUGUGUAUUGGCUUAUAUUCAACUUUUUGGGCAAUGUGUAAAUGUAUGUGUGGCAAUAUAAUACUUGUAUAUUGUGAAAAUGGCGGGGAAAAUACAAAGAAAAAGAAAAGAAAAAAGUUCCCAAUAUAACAUAAAGAUAGCCGUACCUUUUUUUUCUGGCAAUAAUCGUCUACGAAAAUGUACAUGGAUAAUAUUUUAUGUUCUAUUAUGUCCACAUUUUCUUAUCCCUAGAUUUCACAGCGUUACAAAAUUAUUAGGAGGACCAUUGAGUCAAAUGGUUUAAGCUUGCAAUCUAUUGGUAAACUGUUAUCAUUGGCUUUAGAUAAAACAAAAUAUAUUGCUUUAAUUGCACGCCGAGUUUUAUUGUUUUAUUCUAAAUUUGUUUUGCUUAGUGAUCAUUAAACCUAAUUAUUUGUAUUCUUUAACAUUUUCAAGAGGCUUAUCUCCUAGAGUAAAUAUGUUCUUAUAGUCAUUUGUAUUUGCAUUUCCAUUAAAUGCUAUUUAGUUUUGUGUUUUCAAUAUUCCAAAAAGGCAAAUCGUGAACAUUAGUUGCUAGUAGUGCAGUGUCGUCGGCAUUAAAAUAUUAGUGGCUGUAUAUUAAAUGUGUAUCUGAUCGUUCUAAUAUUUGUACUCGGUAAAAUUUCAUUUUAUUUCCUAAAAUAUUUUUUUUCUUACGUACGAAAUUAUUAAAAGAUAAAA